GCGGUGCUAUCAGCAGUUUCCAUGCAGAUUCAGGCCAUUCAAGACUCUAUCAGACAUCACAAAAACACUUGUGAACUGCUGGGAAAAGAGGUGCAACUGGACCCAAACUCUGGGGUGUUCAUCACUUUGAACCCAGCAGGAAAAGGCUAUGGAGGCAGGCAGAAACUCCCAGACAACCUAAAGCAGCUGUUCAGGCCUGUGGCUAUGAGCCGGCCCGACAACGAGCUCAUCGCAGAAGUCAUCCUCUACUCAGAAGGCUUCAAAAAUGGAGAAAUAUUGGGACGCAAACUGGUUGCAAUAUUUAACUUAGCUAGGGAGUUGUUGACGCCCCAGCAGCACUAUGACUGGGGUUUGCGUGCUCUGAAGACUGUGCUGAAGGCCUGUGGCAGUCUCCUGCAGCAACAGAGGAGAAGCCAUGACAAGGAGAAGAUCCAGGAGAGUAAUCUUGUGGUGCAGGCACUGAGACUGAACACCAUGUCCAAGCUGACAUUUGCAGACAACUCUCGCUUUGAUGCUCUAGUCAGAGACGUCUUCUCAGGGGUUAAUUUCACCGACAUGGAGGACCAGAUACUAAUGGAUGCAUUACAACAAGUCUACAAAGAGGCACAGCUUGAACUAAUACCCAGCCAGGUGUACAUUAUUUCCUUAGUAAUUUAUUGUCUUGGCAAUUGGUUUUGA
Nematolebias whitei (Rio pearlfish) is the source of this 678-nucleotide messenger RNA. RefSeq names its product cytoplasmic dynein 2 heavy chain 1. The record is from RefSeq and is a predicted model, not a curated record. Gene Ontology annotation, molecular function: dynein intermediate chain binding; minus-end-directed microtubule motor activity; ATP binding. Lineage: Eukaryota; Metazoa; Chordata; Actinopteri; Cyprinodontiformes; Rivulidae. Gene Ontology annotation, cellular component: dynein complex. Bases 22 to 678 code for a protein of 218 amino acids. Gene Ontology annotation, biological process: microtubule-based movement. The transcript is spliced from 4 exons.